Molecule: messenger RNA, 1012 nt
Organism: Papaver somniferum (opium poppy)
Lineage: Eukaryota; Viridiplantae; Streptophyta; Magnoliopsida; Ranunculales; Papaveraceae
Exons: 1
Coding region: 13-993 (326 amino acids)
Biological process (GO): regulation of double fertilization forming a zygote and endosperm; double fertilization forming a zygote and endosperm; regulation of protein localization to cell surface
Cellular component (GO): vesicle; extracellular region
Source: RefSeq, a predicted model, not a curated record
UAAAUAGUAAAAAUGAAGAGUUCGAGCUUUGAAGAGAUGUUGGCUAACAAGGUAAAACAGUUUUCCAUUUUGGUACUACUCAUUGUCGCACCAGCAGUUACAAUGGGCACAGCUGAAUUCCAACCUCUAGCUCCCACCCAACUGGAUACUGUUCGGAUCCUUGGGCUGUUUCCACCACUAUUACCAAACAAUCCUGAAAUCGAGAAGUGUUGGUCAACUCUUGUUGAUAUCGAAGGUUGCAGCGCUGAGAUUUUGAAUUUCCUUUUUACAUUUCAGCUUCGACUAGGACCAGCUUGUUGCAAAGCUAUCAUUGGCCUCAGCGAAACUUGCUUGCCAGCCGUUUUCGCAUGGGGUUCGGGGUGGGGAAGAGGAAUAUCUUUCAACCCUGCUUACCCAAAUGUAGUCAAAGGCUAUUGUGCGUCCAUAACUGGAGGGAAAAUGUCGCUACCAGUUCAUAUGUCUCCACCGCCACUGGUUCAUCUAGAAUCACCCAGUCCUGCAUCAGUUGAACCACCAACCACCUCUGUCGCAUCAGCUGUUACAAUGGGCACAACUGAAUUCCAACCUCUAGCUCCCACCCAACUAGAUACCAUUCGGAUCCCUGGGUUGUUUCCACCACUACUACCAGGUCCAUACAGUCCUGAAAUCGAGAAGUGUUGGUCAACUCUUGUUGAUAUCGAAGGUUGCAAUGCUGAGAUCUUGAAUUUUCUGUUUACAUUUCAGCUCCGACUAGGUCCAGCAUGUUGCAAAGCUAUCAUUGACCUUAGUGAAACUUGCUUGCCGGCCGUUUUCUCAUCGGUUUCGGGGUGGGGAAUAGGAAUACCUUUCAACCCUGCUUACCCAAAUGUAAUCAAAAGCUAUUGUGCAUCCAUAACUGGAGUAAAACAGUCGCCACCAUCCCCUUUUGCAGUUCAUAUGUCUCCACCGCCGCCACCAUCGCCACAGGCUCAUCGAGGAGCACCCAAAGCUGCGCCAGUUGAACCAAGUCCUUAACUGAAACUUUAUUUAGUCG